Penicillium crustosum is the source of this 318-nucleotide messenger RNA. RefSeq lists its product as uncharacterized. Lineage: Eukaryota; Fungi; Ascomycota; Eurotiomycetes; Eurotiales; Aspergillaceae. The coding region runs from base 1 to 318 and encodes 105 amino acids. The transcript has 2 exons. The record is from RefSeq and is a predicted model, not a curated record.
AUGUUCGCAGACAAGUUCGGCAACAGCAGUCUCGCGUUCAUGCAACCGUGCAAAGUUACUGGAGAUCCGGAAAAGCCAAUAUCCGACCACAUGAUCCUCGCACCAAGCGAUGCCGACUUUAAGCUAUUCCUCGACAUACUUGAGGAGUCGCAGGGCGGCCUGCUUCGUCGAUUUAGCACCGCUGCUGAGAAAAUCGUUCGUCAUUUAAUUUAUGAGAACAUGGAACAUCCUGAAGCUUUUCAUUUGGAAACCGUGGAUUCUAAAGAAAUAAUGGAGCAUCCCAAGGGCUCGCCGGGCCUUUUGAGGAUGCUGGAUUAA